GCAGCGCUCGUCAGUCGGUUCGCUUCCUUUCCUCCGAGCGCAAAAAUGGUCCGAUCUCCGUGUUGCUCCUCUGGCGACCACCAUGAGGCGGAGGAGGGGUUGAAGAAAGGGCCGUGGAGUGCCGAGGAGGACGCGAAGCUGAGCGAGUACAUAGAGAAGGAAGGGCAUGGGAGAUGGAGCGACCUCCCCAGGAAAGCAGGCCUCAACAGGUGCGGCAAGAGUUGCAGGUUGAGGUGGAUCAAUUACCUGAGGCCUGACAUCAAGAGAGGCAACUUCUCUGAGGAAGAAGAGGCCGUGAUCGUCCACUUCCAUUCUCUUUAUGGAAACAAGUGGUCGAAGAUUGCGAGCCAUCUCCAGGGGAGGACAGACAACGAAAUUAAGAACCAUUGGAACACCCGCAUGAGGAAGAAGCUGCUCCGGAUGGGCAUCGAUCCGAACACCCACAAGCCGAGGACCGAUCAUCUCAACCAAGCCAUGAGCCUUUCACAGCUACUAAGUACUGGUGGAUCACACUUGAGCAGCUGCUCAUCACUGAGCUCUUUGGAGAACGCCAUCGCAAAUGCCACUGAACUAGCCAAGCUACAGCUCCACAACUUGCUAGUUCAAAUCAUCGGCACAAGCAGCCCACCUCCAAUCUUGGAUCAUAGCACCAACACUCUAUUGGGAGUUCCAGAUUACCGUAGUCACCAUCUGGGUGUUCCAGGGUUUGCUCCAACCAUGGAGCACCAAGCAGUGAACCAGUCAUCACCAUGGACAAGUUAUGGAGGUGGGUUGGGCGACAAUGCAUGCCUUCCUCAAUUGGUCUCAGCUGCCUCUCCUGAGGGUUCUGCAAUCAUGAACCAGAUGGAAAGUGAGGGCCUUCCAAUUUGCAGCGACUUGCCCACACAAUCUCCAGCCCUCACCUUUGUGGAGGACUGGGACAAUUUGCUUGAAGAUGACACAAGCGCCUCCUUCUUGAGAGAGAUUCUGCAAUAGCCGAAGACCGAGUUCAUCUCUCACUGUAACUGUGGAAAAUUAAAGUCGAGGCCAUCUCCAUACGGAUUUACGAGCAUCAAACCGAGGAUACUAAAGAAAAUUUCUUCAUUUCUUCUUUUUUGGGGGGGUUUGCUCUAUUGUCUAUUCCUAUUCACUAUUCACGUGUUAAUAAUUCUUCAACAAAAUUUAGGGACGCUUCCCUAUAGUAAUGUUCCAACGAUGUGGAAAGAGGAAAGGAGGAGGAA
Molecule: messenger RNA, 1220 nt
Organism: Rhodamnia argentea
Lineage: Eukaryota; Viridiplantae; Streptophyta; Magnoliopsida; Myrtales; Myrtaceae
Product: transcription factor MYB39-like
Exons: 3
Coding region: 46-975 (309 amino acids)
Source: RefSeq, a predicted model, not a curated record